Molecule: messenger RNA, 1715 nt
Organism: Lecanosticta acicola
Lineage: Eukaryota; Fungi; Ascomycota; Dothideomycetes; Mycosphaerellales; Mycosphaerellaceae
Source: the annotation of a GenBank genome assembly
AUGGCAGGAUCCGAAGCAAUCGCGCAAGACGCGCAGCCUUACAGCGGCCUGAAGGGAAAGUUGAACGAUGGCUUGCUUGCAGGCCUCGAGGGCAUGGGCUACCAGUAUGUUCAAUACCAUGCGUCUGAUGAUGAUUUGUCUUACACCACUUUAGGUACAUGACCCCAGUACAGCAGAAAGUCCUGUCGCAGCUGCCUACCUUCCAGUCAGACUGCCUCGUACAAGCCAAGACAGGUACCGGAAAGACAAUCGCGUUCCUCUUACCAGCACUACACACCCUCUUGUCAUCUCCACCACUACCGCGCGGUCAAGUUGGUAUCCUGAUCGUAUCGCCAACUCGAGAACUUGCCCUGCAGAUUGCUAAGGAAUGCAAUUCUGUGACGGCAAAGCUUCAACAGUCACUUGAGUGCCACACCGCAUAUGGUGGAACUUCUCGUGACCGAGACUUGAAGAAGUUUAUUAGUGGUGACCCAAAGAUUGUGGUCGCCACUCCUGGCAGGCUGAACGACCUGCUUUCGGAGGACCAGGUUGCGAGCAAGUUCUGGUCGAUACGCACUCUCAUCUUGGACGAAGCAGACCAGAUGCUCGAGGCGGGCUUCCUGGUUGCAAUCAACGACAUUCUCUCAAGACUGCCUCCAAAGUCGGACGGAUGGCAGGGCAUGUGCUUCAGCGCCACGGUUCCGAAGAAGAUCGAAGGUGUGUUGCACAAAGUGUUGAAGAACGACUUCACUCGACUGUCUACCAUUGACCCAAACGAGACCCCCACGAUCGACCGCGUGCCUCAAUACUCGGUCGUCGUUCCUUCGGUGAGAGAGACCUUCACGACGCUACGAGUCCUGCUACAGAAGGAGUACGCGCUGCAACCACAAAACUUCAAAGUCAUCGUUUUUGGCGCCACAGCAAACGGCGUAGCGCUCAUGCAUGCACUCUUCUCCAACCUGAUCGGAAACAACAGCCAGAUGAAAGUAUUUCAGCUGCAAUCGCGUCUUUCGCAAAAUGCCAGAACGCGAACGACAGAAGAAUUCAAGGCAGCUCCGGCCGGCAUCAUGUUCGCUAGCGAUGUUAUCGGCCGCGGGAUGGAUUUCCCAAACGUCAGCUUGGUCGUGCAAGUCGGCCUGCCAUCUAGCGGCGAUCAGUACGUCCACCGCGUUGGUAGAACAGCUCGUGCAGGGAACGAAGGCCGAGCUGUAGUCCUACUCACUCGACGUGAAAGCUUCUUCUUGAAAGUCAACAAGAACCUUCCAAUCACGCCCUACCCAGAAGAAUUGAGCAAUGCAGCAGCGGCCGAGCACGAUGAAGUCCAGACAGCGUUUUACGGAAUCGACGAAACCGUCAAAGCAAAGGCAUACCAAGCGUGGCUUGGCUUUCACAAGACGUCUAUGAAGCAGCUCCAGCUCAAUAGCCAAGGACUUGUCCAGGAAGGGAAUGAGUAUGCCGCUAGCAUGGGCUGUCCCGAACCUCCAGUCAUUGAUAGGCAGGUCGUUGGCAAGAUGGGUCUGAAGGGCGUGCCCGGCCUAAACGUCGGCAGCGUGCAAGGAGGAGGUCCCUCGCGCGGCCGGGGCGGUGCCGGUGGUGGCGGCUCAAGAAUGCAGCAGAACACUGGCGGAGAGCAGGGUGGGAGCAGCAAUCGGGGCCGCGCAAACUAUCGAGGUGGAAACGGUCGGCGUGGUCGUGGACAUGGACGUGGAAGAGGAGGCGGAGGUGGAGGAAAUUGA